Clunio marinus is the source of this 207-nucleotide messenger RNA. The record is from the annotation of a GenBank genome assembly. NCBI's taxonomy places the organism in Eukaryota, Metazoa, Arthropoda, Insecta, Diptera, Chironomidae.
AUGAAUGUUCGUCUAAUGCCUUCAUUUGAAGGCGUCAUCUCUAUUUCUGUUUAUGAAUGCUGUCCACAGAAAUCACCACUGGCGUUUCAUUUUCGAGUGGUGUCACAAUCAGAUUAUUCCGAGUGUCCCAAAAUCCUUAUUUUAUCAUCCAUCCAUACGGGCGCAAGUAAGAAAGAGAAGACAUCACAAGUAGUGGAAGAAAGAUAA